CCCGUUUCUGUUGCUAGUCUCGCAAUCUCAGCCAUCGCCUUGCAUCAUUUCCGCCCAAUAUUAUACGAGAUUGAUACGAGAUUUCUAGUCGCAAUCAUGACUGUCAGCAGGCGGACUCCACUCACAUGCAGCCGCUGCUUAAGCCUAGCCACCGGCCCACCAGUUCUAUCUUCACGCCGUCUGGGCGAGAUUGCUUGAUUUUCUUCUCUUUAUACCUUGGACAGCUGGUCACGCAUCGUUGAAUGCCAAUCCUGCGAAUUCUCCGAUGUAUGCAUCGGAGCUCGACCAAUAUUCUAAGGCAACAUGGACGGUCUCGCGGGGGCGAACCAAUAUAUAUUCACGCCCUUCUUUCGAAGCGCAAAUCGCACCUCUGCCGUGUUGGCGGGGGAGAAUGAGCAUGCCCCGUCGUUUGAGAGAUCGCUGUGGCAGACUCGUACCCAGCAUAUAGCCUCUUUUAUCCGCGAAGGAAACGUUCAUCUAGGUCUCCUCGUACUUUCCAUCUUCGUAUUCUCACUGCAAAUAUUGUUCCACUACAGACAACGAUACUGGAAAAAGAAAAACCGGCCUGAAGAUGCUGAAUUGACAUACCCGGUACAGCUAUAUACACCCCUCGGCUAUUCCCUCGCACAAAUUGCGUUCGUGGUUGCGUCCGUGGCUGUUAGUGUUGCGUCCGCGGUUACACAGGCCGCAAGUUGGAAACAAUCCUUAUUGUUCGGGUAUAUAGCGGUUUUAUAUACCUCCAGAUUUUUAUGGAGCACCAUUACUCAUGAUCGCAUUUAUUUUCAUGUGAACUGCAUUGCGGGGGUCGUUACGCUUCUCGCUGCCUUACAGUCCUUUCUGCCACUAGUCAUCCUAGAAUCGACUCACCGUCUAUCCCCAAUUCAGCUUGCUGGGCUUGCUUGCCUGGCAGCAACGACUUUGGUUCCUUUGGUUGCACCGCGUCCACAGCGGAUUCCAGACAAUGGAUCGUACGGCGGAGAAGAGGAUCUACGUUUGGUAGAGAAGGCCUCGGUAGAAGAGACCUGCUCGCCUAUUUCUUAUUACUGGACUUACGAAUGGAUCACAUAUCUAAUUUUCCAGGCUGUUCGCCGCGAUCUUGUCCAGGACGAUCUGCCCAUCUUACCGUCCUACGACGCCCCUUCAAAAUGGGCAAAGAAAAUUUCGAUACAGCGGCAGCGCGGUGGCAAAAUAUUAUUUGUUCUUUGUCGAUUAUUGGCGAAAGACAUUCAAGGUAUCAUUGAGUGGGCAGCCAUCACUUCAUUUGCCGAGUUUCUGGCUCCUAUCGGUCUUGUGAACCUACUUAGAUACCUUCAAAACCCAUCAGGCGCAGUUGUACACCCAGCCCUAUGGAUUGCUUUGCUCUUUGUUGGCCCUGCGACUCGGUCGCUGUGUUUUCAACGGUAUAUCUUCGUCGCCACCAGGAGUAUUGUUCGCAUUCACAUGUCACUUGUUCAAGAGAUAUAUCGCACUGCGAUCCACUCCCUCAUCUACGACUCCUCUAUUUCAGAGAAGAAAGUAGACCAGCGUGCGGACGACGUAGCCGAAAAAGAAGCCUCCAAGCACAGGCAGGCAGAUAUCACGACUCUGAUGUCAUCCGAUGUGGAGUCUAUCUAUAACGCGCGUGAAAUAUUCUUUGUACCUGUAGCUUUUACCAUCUCUGUGACCGUUGCCCUCAUAUUCUUAUACCGCUUACUUGGCUGGCCAUCUUUUGUUGGAGUUGCAACCCUGUUCCUAUCCACUCCGUUGCCCGCCAUCAUGUCACGCCGCGUAUCACGGAUCCAGAGGUCAGUAAUGCGAGCCACCGAUGCUAGAAUAUCUAAGAUCACGGAAUACCUAGGGUCUAUCCGAACACUAAAGUACUUUGGCUGGGAGCCCGCCAUGGAGAAACAAAUCGAUGCCCUCCGCCAGGUCGAACAAGGUCGCAUUUGGAAACGCAAUUUAAUCACCGCCAUAGUAACACUCUCUGCAGACUUUUUGCCUAUGACGAGUUUGUUGGUGACUUUCUCAACAGUCGCGCUUUUCACUGAUACUCCACUCGACGCCCCUACAGCAUUUACUUCGUUGUCCGUCAUGGAGAUUCUGCGUUCCCAAUGUCUCUGGAUGGCUAAUAUUGUGCGUACUGCGUCACAGGGUGUCGUGUCUCUUCGUCGUCUGGACAGGUUCUUCGACUCUGCUGUUGAGCUCAAGCGCCACCCGGAAGGGCCACCUGAGUUCAAGAACGCCACGUUUCGUCGUACGCCUAUAGCGACAUUCAGAAUGCAAGAUCUUUCCAUUUCCUUCGUGGAGAACGCUUUGAAUGUCGUUACCGGACCUACAGGAAGCGGUAAGACUUCCUUGCUUCUAUCACUCAUCGGAGAGACUAUUCUUGAGUCUGGCAUAGCAACCUGUCCGCGUGAUGUAGCAUAUGUCCCGCAAACCGCGUGGCUGCAAAACGAGUCUGUGAAGCAGAACAUCUUGUUUUACAGCGCAUUCGACCAGAAUCGUUAUGACGCGGUUGUCGCCGCUUGUGGGCUUCUUACAGACCUCGAACAACUGCCAGAUGGCGAUUCGACCGUCGUGGGCGAGCGCGGUACCAGUCUCUCUGGCGGACAGAAACAGCGAGUGUCACUUGCACGAGCAAUCUAUUCGCCUGCUUCUACUUUACUUUUGGAUGACAUCUUCUCGGCACUGGACACGCAUACCACAGCGUUCGUGUACGACCAAUGUUUCCGACGAGGCUUGCUUGCCGGCCGUACGGUUAUACUAGUUACCCAUCUGCCUUCGGCCUUGCAGGAUGCUCGAACGGUGAUAACUGUGGAACAAGGCACUGUGUCUUCUAUUCAAGUAAAUGAAGAAUCGACAUUAUCGUCUUCGAGCGCAAGCACAAUCUCAGGGGUUCCAAUCGCCCCUAGCUCGUCAGGAGUAACUAUUGCAUAUGAGGACGAGAUAGACUUGGUCAAAACAUCGCAAUCUGACGCAGAAGACGACUCGGAUGUAUCUUCAGACCAGAAACCAGCCACAUCCUCGCGCCUAGUAGCCGAGCAGUCUUCAACAGGACGAAUCCCACGGACCCUAGUGCUGGAGUACCUCCUUAAUUUCGGCGGAUAUCCGUUUCUCAUUGUCGCCAUGUUUUCUACGCUCGCAGUACAAAUCACCUACUUUUCAAUCACCUACUGGCUAUCAGUCUGGGCAGACGCAUAUGAUGGCAGCGACGCAAGGAGUAUCAACGUGCAUUUCUACUUAUCCGUCUAUGCCACCACUAUAGUAGCAUACCUCUCAUUCCAGUUCUGUAACAUUGUUUUCUUCCAAGCCGGUGGCUGGAGAGCAUCCAAGAAGAUGCACACCAGACUCCUCCACGCGAUCUUAUACGCACCCGUCUCAUGGUAUGACCAAAACCCCAUUGGCCGCGCGCUGAACCGCUUCGGCAACGACACCAGAUCCCUCGAUGCCGUUCUACCAGACUGGGUUCAAAGAGUCGUAGAUUCUGCGCUCCGCUUUCUCAUGCGCAUUGUCAGCAUUUCCCUCGUCAUACCCAUCUUCGCUGUUCCAGCCUGCGUUAUCUGCGGCAUCGGUUAUGUGAUCGGCGAGCUUUAUACGCGUGCGCAAAUUUGCAUUCGGCGGCUGGUUUCUGUCAACGCCUCACCGAUUUUCAUCCACUUCACCGACACUAUCGCGGGCAUGAGUGUGAUUCGCGCGCGGAGCGGGAUGGAUAGCAGAUUCCAGCAGCUGCUAGCGGAGAAGGUCGGGGUGUAUGCGCGGUCCAAAGAGGCACAGCUCAACUCAAAUCGCUGGGUCUCGGUACGCUCGGAUCUAUCCGCGGCGACGGUCACUGCUAUUGCGGGGGUUCUGGCAUAUACGAGUAACGGAGAUCCAGGCUUGGUUGGGUUUUCGCUGUCCAACGCAGUCGGGCUCGGCCAGGCAAUUCUAAUACUCGUCCGAACGAUGAACGAGCUCGAAGUUGAGCUCAACUCUUUUCAACGAGUCGAAGAAUACGCUGGCAUCGAACCUGAGGAGGCCGACAAUACGAAAGACCAGAAAACUUCCAGCCCGCGACAACUACCGCCGGCCCACUGGCCGACCUCCGGCCAUGUCGAAUUCCGCAAUGUCACAGCACGCUAUCACAACGGACCCAAUGUACUCCACGAUAUCAGCUUCGUCGCCCAUCCCGGCGAGCGCAUUGGCAUCGUCGGCCGGACAGGUAGCGGGAAAUCGACACUGGGGUUGUCCCUCCUCCGAUUUACGGACCUCGUAUCGGGCAGUAUCAGCAUCGACGGCGUGGACGUUAGCACAAUCCCGCUGAAUCGGCUGCGCACCAGCAUCGCACUGAUUCCGCAAGACCCUGUGCUCUUCUCCGGCGACGUGCAAUCCAACCUCGACCCGUUCGGCGAACUCGGCGAUACGGAGCUGCAAGCCGCGUUGUCGGCGUGUUGCACCUCAAUCCACAUCACCGCAGCGCCCGGAGACGAGGAGAGAGUCAGUCAAACCGAGGCGUUAAAACUUGACACGCCUGUUGCGGCCAACGGUGAGAAUUUUAGUCAGGGCCAGAGACAGGUUCUAGGGCUGGCACGGGCUGUUAGUCGUCGUGCAAAGGUCGUGCUGCUAGAUGAAGCGACAGCGUCGGUUGACCAGGAGACAGACGAGCACAUUCAGCGGCUGAUUCGAUCUGAAUUCCCCGAUUCCACGAUCAUUGCGAUUGCGCAUCGUCUGCGGACGAUUGUUGAUUAUGACCGGGUGAUUGUCAUGGGAGGUGGUGAAGUCCUUGAAACGGGCACGCCAGUCGAAUUAAUUGAGCAAAAGGGGGUCUUUUGCGACAUGCUGCGUAGUACCGGGGAGUACGAAGAGCUUGUUCGUAUAGUUGAGCAUAAGUAGACAUUGGCAUACGGGAAAGAAUGAGGGGAAGAAUUUGUUUUAUUGUUCUGCAUAUCAUUCAAUAUUCUGGAUACCAGUUGACUUGUAGACUAUUAGACUUGCAUUGGAGUUGGGGGUGAUUAUUUUAACAUCAAGAUUGGAAUACAUAAAUGUCUGGUAUUUGUGGAGUAGUGAUAUUUUUAAUGAGGAUUAUGACUGAAC
Talaromyces proteolyticus is the source of this 5049-nucleotide messenger RNA. RefSeq names its product putative ABC multidrug transporter. Gene Ontology annotation, biological process: transmembrane transport. The transcript is spliced from 4 exons. Lineage: Eukaryota; Fungi; Ascomycota; Eurotiomycetes; Eurotiales; Trichocomaceae. The coding region runs from base 304 to 4848 and encodes 1514 amino acids. Gene Ontology annotation, molecular function: ATP hydrolysis activity; ATP binding; ABC-type peptide transporter activity. Gene Ontology annotation, cellular component: membrane; fungal-type vacuole. The record is from RefSeq and is a predicted model, not a curated record.